Molecule: messenger RNA, 1221 nt
Organism: Haliotis rubra (blacklip abalone)
Lineage: Eukaryota; Metazoa; Mollusca; Gastropoda; Lepetellida; Haliotidae
Product: A disintegrin and metalloproteinase with thrombospondin motifs 9-like
Exons: 5
Coding region: 4-936 (310 amino acids)
Molecular function (GO): metalloendopeptidase activity; zinc ion binding
Source: RefSeq, a predicted model, not a curated record
ACGAUGAACAGGGCAUUGCUGUUGUUCAUGCUGUGCAAGUGUUUAGCUGCUAGUAUUACUUCUACGCACUUUAAAAACCGCCCCGAAUACAAUGAUAUGAGUGUCAAUGGUUUACUGGAGGAACCCAAUGUGUUGAACAGAGUACAUUGUGGGGUGCUCUGCUUAAAGAAUCAAUGCUUGGCGUUCAUCUAUAAUGCAAAUACAAGGGUGUGCCGCCGUAGUUCGUCCCUCCCACAAGCACACGAGGUAGACGUUCCUGAAGUGGGUGCACGGUUCUACGAAACAGGAGUUCCUGAAGAAACACCUCCAGCUGCAAAUCCACACAAUUGCUCUGACAUAAAGCAAUGUCUUCCUGGGGCCACUGACGGUGAAUACUGGAUCUACUCACCUACCUUGGGCAACAAGAAGGUUCGAAUCUACUGUCACAACAUGUCAAGUGUACCCAGCGAGUAUGUGACCUUGUUCCAUACUAACAAGGGAGACUACCCAGGCGUCAGAGACCUUGACUGUGACGGGGAAGAGCCAAUGACGGGUGGAAAAGCUGGAGUCACAAGCUUCUCGAGAGUCAAGGUCAACGCUGAGAAUAUGACUGUGAUAACAGACGACUAUGAGUUUGCAUUUUCAACGGGCACACCCAGCCCGUACGGACAGGGUCUGGACUGCUACACCCGCCAUUCUGGGAAUGUUCGGAAUACAUGUGGACCCAAGGGAACAUUCCUCAUAGACACCAGAGGAACCGGGCUAUUGUUCAGUAAAAAUAUACAAUGGCAAUACAAGAACCCUAAUUCUUGGGGAAUCGCACAACGUUUCCAUAAUGGAACAGUGAUUGAGAUUCUUGGAGGGGGGAACUGCGGGGGUGUCAAGCCGGCGGAAGACCUCCAGUUCGAGACUAACACCAACGAAGAUCUCGACGCACAGAGCGCAACAAGCUGUUAGACUGACGGAAGAUACUACAGAAGACACAUUAGCUUCAUACCAUUGAUAUAUUACUUUCUGCUGAUUUCCUACGAUCGAGAUGUAUUUUCUGUACUGUACAACCAAUCCGUUUCUUCAGGAACAAAUCAGUUCAUGAACGUAACUUUACUGUAGAAAUAUAGAGAGUACAAAGUCAGAUGACAAUAAUGGAUUACAAUCACAAUAUUGCAGACGUUUUUUCUAUGUACAAAAGUAUGUUGGAUAUACAUACUAAGUUUGCGAAUAUAACUUGUAUUAUAAGUGUUU